AUUGUGAUCGUGACAAAAAAAUAGCUUGUCGAUGGUUAUUGUCUCAGUUUAUUUCAUAUGAGAAAAAGAGCAUUUCGUGCUGAGUAUAAACACAUUAACUGUAGCGUGAGAACGAGCAGGUGGUGCACAAUAUAAUUUUUGAAAGCAGUUUUGCCAAAAUUUUGAGGCAGUUUAUUGAAACAGAUCUAAUGGAGAAGUCACCAACUGAGAAAGCGUCGCCGACACUGAAAAGGAGAGAAAGCAAGGUCCAAAGCUGCAAAUUGAAUAAUGACAUUGGGACGCAUAUUUCGCGCCCAAAGACGAGAAUUAUAUGCACGAUAGGGCCGAAAUCGAAUGACGUGCAGUUACUGUGCAGUUUGUUAGAUUUUGGAAUGUGCUGUGUGAGGCUGAAUACAGCCCAUGGGGACUUUAACUUCCAUCAGAGCAUCAUAGACAACACAAGGAAGGCGUGUUGUAUAAAAAAUACGAUUUGUGCUAUCAUGUUAGAUAUAAAGGGUCCGGAAAUUCGUACAAUAAAAUUGAGGCCGAACCCUUCUCUGGACAACAAGAAAGAAUGGCAGUUAAACGCAGAUCAAGAGUUUUGGUUUACAACCGAUAAGGAACAUCUGGGUGACGAUAAGAUGGUUGCAGUGACUUAUGAGAAGUUACCGCAAACUGUUCACCAGGGAUCAAAAAUUUUGGUGGCAGACGGUUUGAUAGCCUUUCGGGUGUUAGAAACAGACGGAGUGAGUAAAGUAAAGUGUGUGGUGAAGAAUACGGGCGUGAUAGGUGAGAAUAAAAAUAUGAACUUGCCCGGACAUUCGGUAGACCUACCUGCUGUAACGGAAAAAGACAAAAAAUUCGUGGAGUUCGGGAUUAAAAAUGAAAUAGACAUUAUCGCAUGUUCAUUUAUAAGGAAGGCGCAGGACAUAUUAGACAUUCGAGCACUUCCGGGGGUUUUAGAAUCCAGGUGCUGCCUCAUUGCAAAAAUCGAGAAUCAAGAAGGAAUUGACAAUUUUGAUCAAAUCCUCGAGGUUACUGAUGGUGUCAUGGUGGCAAGAGGUGAUUUGGGCGUAGAAAUACCGCUUCCAUCCGUGGCUACAGCUCAAAAAAUGAUGAUUACUAAAUGCAAUCAAGCUGGAAAACCUGUGAUUACUGCGACACAAAUGUUAGAAUCUAUGAUUCGUAACCCUCGUCCUACUCGCGCAGAGGUUGGUGAUGUGUAUAACGCCAUUUUGGACGGAUCAGAUUGUGUUAUGUUAUCCGGGGAGACAGCGAAUGGCAACCAUCCUGUUAAGGCGGUAAAAAUUAUGGCGAGUGUUUGUCUUGAAGCAGAGAAACAAGCCGAUCAUCGAUCUCAUUUCACGAAUAUUCGCAAUACUGCUCCAACAGCGGAAUUGCAAAUACCAGAAUCUGUCGCUACUUCUGCUGUUAGCACCUCUUGGGAUCUUCAAGUCUCUCUUAUAGUAGCUCUUAGCAAAUCUGGACUAACAGCAAGACUUAUUAGCAAGUAUAGGCCCCAUUGUCCUGUUCUAGCCGUUACUUCGGAGGUUUCCACAGCAAACUCUCUUCUCCUAAGCAGGGGAAUCAUUCCUUAUUUGGUUUCGGGAAUAGAAGGUGUUGAAGUAACCGCUGAAAAGGGCAUAUCAAAGGCUAUUCAGUGUAAGUUGAUCAAAGAUGGAGACCUUGUUGUCAUAACUUCCGGUGCCUUUAAUAACCUCAUCGGUAAGACUUCAAUGCUCCGAGUUGUCAAAAUUGAAAAUAACUCUGUCAAUUAUGUCUUCUAGUCAAUAAAGACGCACCUUUAUUGAAACUAGACAUAUACACGAAUGUGUGUAUAUGUCUAAUAUGUUUUUUUUUUUACUUUUGAUUUGAUAUCUGAUAUCUUGAUUUGAUCUUUGAUUCAUGCAUUGGUUUUUAGUAUUUUUUCUGCUAUUGGCAUGUACCUGACACUUUUUAAUGGUGCUUCCUCAAAAAGAUCCUCCAAGUGUUAAAUCCACAAUUAAACGUAUCUUUGGGCUAAAUCAAUUCCUAAAAAACCCGUACAUUAUCGGCGCUUUGGUUACACUUCUUAUUGGGGCUCUUGCCCUACAAGAUUGUCUUGAGCCAGAUGUUGCAUUAUCAACACGAAAUCGCGAAUUAUAUACUGAACAGAAAUUUGAGGCAAAAGACGAACAGGCGCUCGAAGAACUGAUGCGCGUUAAUCCUCUAAUGGCGCAACAAAUCAAAGAAAGAAGAGACUUCGAGAAAAAACUUGC
Schistocerca gregaria is the source of this 2237-nucleotide messenger RNA. RefSeq names its product pyruvate kinase I-like. The transcript has 5 exons. Gene Ontology annotation, biological process: glycolytic process. Gene Ontology annotation, molecular function: pyruvate kinase activity; magnesium ion binding; potassium ion binding. The record is from RefSeq and is a predicted model, not a curated record. Lineage: Eukaryota; Metazoa; Arthropoda; Insecta; Orthoptera; Acrididae. Bases 189 to 1766 code for a protein of 525 amino acids. Gene Ontology annotation, cellular component: cytoplasm.